This is a messenger RNA of Rotaria sordida, 2295 nucleotides long. Lineage: Eukaryota; Metazoa; Rotifera; Eurotatoria; Philodinida; Philodinidae. The record is from the annotation of a GenBank genome assembly.
AUGUCUGGUGGUGAUAAACGAAAACUCGACUCACUUGAUUCAUUUGUUACUAUCACGAAAAAGUCGAUCGUCACACCAUCCUCACCCAAACAAACUGAAUCCGAUCAGUCUGCACUUAUCAAUGCUGAAGUUACUGAAACUAUUGAUGUUGAAUUUGAAGAGCCAGAUACUCUCAAUUCUUCUGAUAUUAACCAAAACUUGAAUGUUAUCGAUUCUCAUCCAAGUACUCAUGAAAUUGAUAUCGGUUUUCAAUUAUCAUUACGUACUACUCUUACCAAUGAAACUAAAUACCAAUUACUUACAAAACCAUUUCGACCUGAUAAGAAGUACAAAUUUCCAGAUCAACGUGAAAAAGGUGCAGCACCUCGUCGAUUUAUGGCUACCUGGUUAGACCAGCAUUCAUUUCUCGUCUACUCACCAUAUUAUGAAGGAGCAUAUUGUUCUGGUUGCUCUUUGUUUUCACCUUUGGCUUCAUAUAAAUCUAACGUGCUGUUUGUUAAUUAUCCAUGUUCUCGUUUUGGUCAUCUAAAACAUUUCUCGAAAUAUAUGAAAACUCACCUCAAUUCAAAAAAUCAUAAACUGGGUGAAGAUAUCAUCUCAAUUCGAGAACAUCUCGAUACUGUUGAAGCAUCGUCUGGAUCUAACUUCAUUGCACUUCUGAAACAACGUAUUGAUGCUGGCGAUCAAAUUCUUCAAUCUCAUCUUGAAAACGGAAAUCGUAAUUCAACAUAUACAAGUUCAUCUAUUCAAAACGAGAUUAUUGAACUUAUCCAUGGACACAUUUUGUCAGCUAUUCUCGAUCGUUUGGGUCCUACUACACUCUAUUCAAUCAUAGUCGAUGGUACUACCGAUUCAGCUAACAUCGAACAAUUGUGCUUUCUCAUUCGAUACGUCGAUCAGCAUUCACUUGAAAUUCGCGAAGAUUUUCUUGCCUUUAUACCAACUACUUCGUCAACUGGUGAAGCUAUUGCUGAGCAUAUUUUAUCAUGUUUAAAAAAAUUCGGACUUCCACUUACCAACUGUAUUGGUCAAGCAUAUGAUGGUGCACCCUGUAUGUCUGGUAUUUUUAAUGGAUGUCAAGCCAUCAUUAAACGAUUUUGUCCUGAUGCCGAAUACAUGCAUUGCAGUUCUCACGCCUUAAAUCUUGCUCUUAUUGACUCAAGUUCUUCUCAUUUUAUUCGAAAUAUGUACGGUAUUGUAAAAUCAAUUAUUACCUUCUUCAAUGAUUCACCUAAGCGUUCGAACGCACUCAAAUACGAAAUUGAACGACCAGACAAUGAUUAUUUAGUAUUAAGCAAAAAAAAACGUCUGUUGUCUUUAUGUGAAACUCGAUGGGUGGAACGAAAUGUUGCUAUCGAAACAUUUCUUGAAUUGUACAUUCCAAUUUCAAAUACUCUUGAUACUCUUCGUAUUGGAGGAGAUUCAACUUCACAACAACUUUAUCAUCCAAUUAAUUGUUUCGAAACUAUUAUUUCCACAUGUAUUGCAUGUUUUCUUCUUGGUGAAGUUACUCCACUUAGUCGUCUUUUACAAACUCCAACAAUCGACUUUGGCAUCGCUCAUCAUCACGUUUUAUCAUUACUCAAAACAUUCGACACACGAGAAGCUGAUACGGUUAAUUCUUUCAAAAAUAUUGUCUUUGAACAAGCUAAAGAAAUUGCCAAAGAAUUAUUAAUACAGCCAACAGCACCACGAACAUAUCAACGACGACAUGGUCAAGAUAUCCUUGAUCCAGAAGAAUUUUAUCGCGAUCAAGUAUUUCUUCCUUUUCUUCGUGAAUUAAAAGGAAAUAUCGAAAAACGACUUUCAAUAUUUAAUCAAGUACGUAUACAAAUACUUACUCAAUUACGACCUGAACACAUUACAUCUACAAGCUACUCAAUAACUGAACUAUAUAAAAAAUUAACGGACAAUUUCUUCGAUCGUUUACCACGACCACUACAACUUUUCGGUGAAUUAGAAAGAUGGAGAAAUGAAUGUAUUGGUCUUAUGAACAAGCCAAACUACAUUAACUUAUGGAUGAACGAUUUACUUCUUAAGUGCGAUCCUAUUCUUUAUCCAAAUAUAAAUUAUUUACUUGUGUUUCUUGCUACUCUUCCAGUUACUACUAGCUCGGCUGAACGCGCUUUUAGUUCACUCAAGCGCAUCAAGACUUAUUGUAGAUCAACAAUGGGUAAAAAUCGAUUAAAUGGACUUGCAGCUGCAUCCAUUCACAAAAGUGUGGAGAUUGAUGCUAAUAAAAUUCUCGAUUUAUUCUUAAAAAAACAUCCACGUCGACUUGAUUUUGGAUUAUGA